Gossypium arboreum is the source of this 1239-nucleotide messenger RNA. RefSeq names its product plasmodesmata-located protein 8. The record is from RefSeq and is a predicted model, not a curated record. NCBI's taxonomy places the organism in Eukaryota, Viridiplantae, Streptophyta, Magnoliopsida, Malvales, Malvaceae. The transcript has 3 exons. The coding region runs from base 107 to 982 and encodes 291 amino acids. Gene Ontology annotation, cellular component: plasmodesma.
CCAAAAAGUAAAAGCAAAGCAUUCUCACUCACUGUCUCCUACACCAACAAAAACAAAAGAAAGCAAUGCCAAAUUGAAGAAACGAAUCCAGGGCCACAAAAGAAAAAUGGUAGGGAGCCUUCACUUACACUCCACAGCCCUGGGAUUCUUCUUUCUCUUCCUGUCUCUCAGACUCAGUCAUGGCCUUCUCGUCAAACCUCAUAUCUUCAUCUAUGGUGGUUGCUCUCAGGAAAAGUACGGUCCCAACACUCCAUUUGAAGCUAACCUCAACGCUUUUCUAUCAUCCGUUGUUACCUCAUCCUCUCAAGUCUCCUACAAUACCUAUGCCACCGGAAAUGGAAGCUCAACGCCGCCAGAUGGAACCACCGUCUAUGGCUUAUACCAGUGCAGGGGUGAUUUACAGAGACAUGACUGCUCAAGAUGCAUGCAAAGUGCUGUUAACCAGAUAGGCUUGGUUUGCCCUUACUCCUACGGUGCUUCAUUACAACUAGAAGGCUGUUAUUUAAGAUACGACCGUGCUAGUUUCUUGGGGACACUCGAUACAAGUCUGAAGUUCAAGAAAUGCAGUAAAAGUAGUGUUAAAAACGACUUGGAGUUCUUUAGGCGUAGAGAUAUAGUGUUAGCUGAUUUGCAGGUGGGUGUUGGUUUUAAAGUCAGUUCGUCGGGUAUGGUCGAGGGUUUUGCCCAGUGUAUGGGGGAUUUGAGCUCGAGUGAUUGCUCCUCUUGCCUUGGGGAUGCUGUUGGGAAACUGAAGAGCUUAUGCGGAUCAGCUGCGGCAGCUGAUGUUUUCUUGGGGCAGUGUUAUGCUCGGUACUGGGCAUCUGGCUACUAUCAAGAAUUCUCUUCUGCAGAUUCCUCCCACCAAGAUGAGGAUCAUAUUGGAAAAACAGUAGCCCUCAUCGUGGGUGUAUUAGCAGGUCUAGCUGUUCUAAUUGUUAUUCUCUCAUUUUGCCAUAGCAAUGGAAUGAAACAACAGGUUUAACGACUAUAUAAAGCCCUUCCUUGCUACCAGGUUUAGAUUAUGAAGCAAAAGAAUAUUCAUGGUUUGGGGGCUGGGUUUAGUUUUCCUAAUUCUAUGUUUUAAGGUGCCUACUUUUUCACCAAUUUAUUUUCAGUUGUAAAGUAUACAAUGGUGAAAUUCUUAUGUUUUCAUUUAGCUCAAUAGUUUUGGAUAUUAGGAUAAUCGCAAGUGAUGACUAGUUUAAAAAAAACAUUAAUUUUAUCAUUCUUUGACUCCAA